Molecule: messenger RNA, 1068 nt
Organism: Coregonus sp. 'balchen'
Lineage: Eukaryota; Metazoa; Chordata; Actinopteri; Salmoniformes; Salmonidae
Source: the annotation of a GenBank genome assembly
CCAACAGAAAAUCUGUUGAAAGAAAGCAAAAGUGGAUCCUGGAGUCCCAUAAAUACAGGAGUGCAAAAAGGUAAGAACAUUUUGAAAUGUUUUUUUAUUAUCUGCAUUCCAAACCAGUAUGCAUUCCGAGCAUUUUUAUUACUUUUAUAUAUUAUUAUAUAUUACUUUUAAUAUUGUAGAGUCAAUAGAAGCACUGUUAUUGAUUUGAUUAGAGAUCAUUAAUCAGCUGAAAGAACACCAAUUAACCCUUUUUUUCUUCAUGAUUGUGCAUGCAUGAUUGUGUUGUUUGUGCACGAGGCAUGCUUUUUAGACAAAUACUUUUCUUUCGUGAUUUUGUUUUUGCAAGACAUAGACAUUGAGGCAAUUGUUGUCCAACUGAUAGGGUAUCAACAUGUUAUUCUAUGCGUAAUUCUCUAUUUAUUUUGGAAACCAAGUGACAUUUGUUUUCCAGAUUGCCUAUAAAAUAAAUGCUUAUUUCCCCCUUAUUUUCCCUUCACAAAUGUCUAUUAUAUGUUAUUUUGAAUAGGUAGUGGACAGAUUCAGCUAUGGCAGUUUCUCCUCGAACUCUUGUCAGACAGCGCAAACAUGUCCUGCAUCACCUGGGAAGGGACAAACGGAGAAUUCAAGCUAAUUGACCCAGAUGAGGUGGCCCGGCGAUGGGGCGACCGCAAAAGCAAGCCCAACAUGAACUAUGACAAACUCAGCCGUGCACUGCGUUACUACUAUGACAAAAACAUCAUGACAAAGGUCCAUGGGAAGAGAUAUGCUUAUAAGUUCGACUUUCACGGCUUGGCCCAGGUGUGUCAACCGUCAACAACCGAGCAAGCUCUUUAUACAUUCCAGAGUAAUUUUGCCCCCAUUCCUUUUUCAGGGAUUUCCAAGCUAAGCCUUGUUGGUCCAGGCGUUGGUCCGUCCGGAUUCUCCUAUUGGCCGGGGUCGCCACACACUCUCUACCACAAUCACAACCUCCAACCCCCGGGACCGUUUGGUGCUGUGUCUGUGUCUGCUUCGCACAUCAACUGUGUCAACAACAUCAACAACCUGAAUAAUAUCAAUAACCACUACAAU